Messenger RNA from Penicillium argentinense, 300 nucleotides. RefSeq lists its product as uncharacterized. The record is from RefSeq and is a predicted model, not a curated record. Bases 1 to 300 code for a protein of 99 amino acids. NCBI's taxonomy places the organism in Eukaryota, Fungi, Ascomycota, Eurotiomycetes, Eurotiales, Aspergillaceae. The transcript is spliced from 2 exons.
AUGCAAGAGAAGCUGAGGGAGUCCGAGGCGGCCGGCGCUCUUGGGCCCCAUCGCAACGACCGUAAGAUGGAGAAAGAGAAUGCGAAGAUGGGAAAGACUGUUCGCCACGCCUCGUCAUCUCUUGGGUUUCCCGCGCGCAUUGCGCUGGCGUAUCAGGCGCUAAAGCGUAGCCACGAGAGUGAGGGCGUCCGUGGUGGGAAUAUGUCGCAGGAGCAGAACAGUCCGGAAAAGGAUUGCCGGGUAGGGAUUGGAAUUAAGACGAGUAGUCAAAACCGUAUCGAGAGUAUAGUCAUCGAGUGA